ACCUCAAAAAUAUACCGAAGAUCGCGGCAGAAAGCAUGGUCACAAAAGUGUGGACACAUACCAGAACUUAUCCUGUGACGGAGCCAAUUUGGCCAUCAUGUUUCCAAUUCACAUUUUAGAAGGAUUAAUUGCAUUUAGCAUUCUUUUUCUCGGUCGUAGUUGUUUGUCGACGGAAUCGGAUGUAGCUUGCCCCGUCGGCUGGACAUCCUUCUCCUCGAGAUGCUACUUCGUGAUGCAGAGCCUGUACACGUGGCAGGGGGCUCGGGACGUAUGUCAAGGCCUCGGUGCAAGGGUCAUCGAAAUCACCACAGCGGACGAAAACGACUUCAUGGUGGAACUGGUGGAUGGCGUCACGUUUACAUCCGAGGAUAAGGCGUGGCUGGACUGUACUAACAUUGGGAGGUCACUGAAGGACUGGGUUUGCGGCCCGGAUGAUCAUGAACUGUCAUAUACAUAUACAAACUGGAAACCUAAUGAACCUAACAACGCUGGCGGUGAACACUGCAUGGAAAUGUACGGCACUGGGAUCUGGAAUGAUAAAUCAUGUGAAGCACAAAAUUUGGCUAUCUGUGAGAAAUCCUCAUUGCCGAAAAGCACGAGAAGCAUCUACAUGAAGAGAGAUAUCUCCUGGCCUCCACGAUGCCUCCAGAAUCACGUGAUACAGACCAUCCAAUCAACAUCGCUCGUGCAAUGUGUCAGCCGUUGCCUAGCGACGGGAGAAAGCUGUUUGUCUUUAAAUUACUUGGAAGGGACAAGGGUAUGUCAACUGAACGGCGCCAACGAUGUCACCGCGCCGGGGGAUUUUCAGGAAACAGAAAAUUGCAAAUAUUAUCGAAUUAUGGUGUGAUUGAUUUCCCGAAUCCUGAGGGUGUAUAUGCAUGCGCUCAUCCCGAAGUAAUAUG
This is a messenger RNA of Strongylocentrotus purpuratus (purple sea urchin), 902 nucleotides long. RefSeq names its product CD209 antigen-like protein 2. Gene Ontology annotation, cellular component: external side of plasma membrane. Gene Ontology annotation, molecular function: carbohydrate binding. Lineage: Eukaryota; Metazoa; Echinodermata; Echinoidea; Camarodonta; Strongylocentrotidae. The record is from RefSeq and is a predicted model, not a curated record. Gene Ontology annotation, biological process: biological process involved in interspecies interaction between organisms. Bases 98 to 847 code for a protein of 249 amino acids. The transcript has 4 exons.